AUAAAACAUCUUAUCAUUAUGACGUCACUAUCCCCAUUUUAAUGCCGUUGCAUUGUGGCAACGUCAUGUCAUAGAUACGGCGCCAUUUGAUUGCGACCAGACGUGAAAAAAUUAAGAAACCUAUAUCUGAAAUUUCAACAUGAAAUUGAAAGUAAUACUUACUCAUUGCACUGCCUACAAAGCAAGAAGGUUUAACCCUUACAAGAGACAAAGACCCAGACUUCUACCAAGGAAGAAAGCUAUCGUUGACCAUGAUCUUCCACAGUCGGAUAUCGGGCUGGAAAAAUGCUGCUCUUCUGGGAAAGAUAUAAUGUUCUUCAACAGCAACAGAAAAGGGACACAGACACUGUAUCCUUUGGAGAAAGGCUUUAGCAAGACAGACCAGUCUUCCCUUGGUGAUGAUUUCGCUGCCAAACUGUCGGAUACCUUAGUGGGAGGAAACACUGAGGAUGACUGUGUUAUCAUUGGAUACUACCCGGCUGGGAGCGACACGCCAUCUGAUCUACAGGACAAAGAUAUCGAGGAUAGCCAACAUAAGGACAAAGAUGUGGAUCCUAAGCUCUUAUUGGUAUCUGAAAAGCAGGGGUCCUCAUCAGUCAGUGAUGGCCAUGCAACAGCUGACAUUGCGGGCAAGGAGGGACCGUCACGGGGACCGCGGUGUGAUACUUUAGACUUUUUGUUCACAUAUUCAGAAGCUGACGAGGCCAACAAGAAAUGCCGGGCAUGGUCAGAACUGGAGACCUCAGAGGGCAAAAAUUCACUUCCUCCCAGAGAAACCUAUAUACCCACUGAUCAGGCGUGGUGGUAUGCACAGAAUGUCAUCGCCACAGGCCGAAACAUAAUUUACAGACCUCUGGUCGAUGAAUGGAAAGAACGGAUGGAUGAAUGGUCCCAGUUGACACGGUUAGUCAAUGAAUCAGAAACACGGAGACUGGUCCCAACAGAGGAGUACCCCACUCAUGUGUGUGAGUGGUUGGCCCGGGUUGACUUCAGACACGAGUGUGUGAGACAAAAGAUAGACUACACACGACCCCGACCCAAAAGUCCGCGAGAAAAACCAGGCUUCUGUGCCAGACAUCGGCCCUAUGUGAGAAAAACUCGUAACCACCGAGAAGCUUUAGCUAAUGUAGGUCGCGUGGACCUCAACAGAGUGCAGUUUAUUGACAAUUUCUAAACAGAAUUUAGAUCAGAACACUUCCAAAGAUAUGAGAAGAUGGCAAACUCCUACAAAAUGGGACAAGUGCAAUUUCAAAAGUGACAUUUGCAAUUAUAUUAUAUUGUACCAGUAUUAU
This is a messenger RNA of Saccostrea cuccullata (small rock oyster), 1292 nucleotides long. RefSeq lists its product as uncharacterized. Lineage: Eukaryota; Metazoa; Mollusca; Bivalvia; Ostreida; Ostreidae. The record is from RefSeq and is a predicted model, not a curated record. The coding region runs from base 140 to 1174 and encodes 344 amino acids. The transcript is spliced from 8 exons.